CGCCUGCGCUUGAUUUACGUCUAACGAAGCAUGCUAAAUUGUGCAACAGUCUGAAAAGAGGUCUUCGUUGAAAAUGCCGUCGACGGCGUGCACGAUUUUCCUGCUGGCAGCUGCUAUAACGUCGCCGCCGUUCCCAGACACGCGCGCCUCGAGGAUCGACGUGCUGGAGGUUCCACGCAUUGUGCGUAAUGGGACCGGUCCCAUCGAUCUAUCGUGCCUGUACCGGGUUCGAUCGGACGAGAACGGCCUCGUGGUGAAGUGGUACCACAACAUGGACCAGAUUUACCAGUGGAUACCACCAAUGCCGCCGCAGGAUGUCGGCGUGAUAAACGGUUUGGCCGAGUAUCCUGAGGAGAAUCUGCGACAGCCGAACUCGCAGUCCGUGAUUCACCUGAGAAUGGCCACCGUCGAGAUGAGCGGCGAGUACACGUGCACCAUCAGCACGUUUCAAGGGGAGGACUCGAAGAGAUCGCGGAUGAUCGUUUACGCACCGGAGAAAGACGCGACGAUCCACGUUUCCUCGUUCAACGAGACUCAUUUGAAUCUCACUUGCGUGGUGAACGGGGCGUACCCGAGGCCGAUCCUCAAGUUCUACGUGGAAGGGGCGGAGGUGCACAGCUACUACGACCGGACGGAGAAGACGGAAUGGUACAGGAAGGACCUGUCGGUGAAACGAGUCGUGAUCGUCAGGAACACGUUCGAGCCGACGCUCUUGGACUGCGAGGUGUCCAUACCGCGAACGGAUUACAAGCGCAGAGAGAGGAUCAUCUAUUAUCCUGCUCAAUCGCUGUCGCAAAUAAGCAGCGCCUCAAGAAAUCCGUCGACGUUCGUGUACAUCAGCAUCAUCAGUCUGUGUAGAUUAAUGACAGCGUAUUAGAAAAUAGAUGUUAAUAUUUUCGCGAUACAGUAACCUUAUUGUAC
Messenger RNA from Nomia melanderi (Alkali bee), 921 nucleotides. RefSeq lists its product as uncharacterized. NCBI's taxonomy places the organism in Eukaryota, Metazoa, Arthropoda, Insecta, Hymenoptera, Halictidae. The record is from RefSeq and is a predicted model, not a curated record.